CGGGAAUGAAGUUAGCUGGCUAGUGAAUUUGCACUGGUCUCCUGCAGAGCUGGUAAUCGUGGAAACCCGUUGAAUCUUUUACAAGAUGGCGUCGGUGGAUUUAAGAGACAACCUCCUUGGGAUCUCGUGGGUUGACAGCGGCUGGGUGCCCAUCCUCAACCCUGGUAAUGUGCUGGAUUACUUCUCCGAGAGAAGCAACCCGUUCUACGACCGCACAUGCAACAACGAGGUGGUCAAAAUGCAGCGGCUCACCCUCGACCAUUUGAAUCAGAUGGUGGGGGUGGAGUAUAUCCUUCUCCAUGCUCAGGAGCCCAUUCUGUACAUCAUCCGCAAACAGCAGAGGCAGUCUCCCAAUCAAGUCAUCCCCUUAUCGGACUAUUACAUCAUUGCGGGGGUGGUGUACCAGGCUCCAGACCUGGGUUCUGUUAUAGGUUCCCGAGUGCUGUCUGCAGUCCAUGGAAUCCAGUCUGCCUUUGACGAGGCCAUGUCUUACUGUCGCUACCACCCCUCCAAAGGAUACUGGUGGCACUUCAAGGACCAGGAAGAAAGAGAAAAGGCCAAACCAAAGUCGAAAAAGAAAGAGGAGCCCAGCUCCCUAUUUCAGCGACAAAGGGUUGACACAUUGCUCCUGGAUCUCAGGCAGAAGUUCCCUCCAAUCUUCUAUCAGCCCAAGCCUGGGGAGAAGCCUAUACCAGUUGAGGUGAAGAAGGAGCCGGAGCCCCCGGCGGAGUCUGUGAAGCAGGAGGAGAGGGAGCCGGCGGCCAAGACCCCCGCGCCCGCACCCCCGAGCAAGGCCCCGCCAGAGAAGCGGGCACGGCUACAGUGAUGGCCCCACGUGCAGAGGGCCUUCCAACCAAAUGCAGAUGCAUGAAAUGACAGGGCAGUGGGCACAUUUCUAUGGACUGGUGUGUACACUGGGAGGCAGUGCCAAUCCCUUGCUGCCAUGUUUAGUGUUGGUUCUGUGCCUGUGUGGGGGCAGGCUGGAGCAUCACUGAUAAUAUGUUUUGCUUCUGGCUGAUAGGUCUACUUUUCUUGAACAGAUGAGAAAAGAGGUGGUUCAACUGCGAAGUGGUAUCAGAUGAUUUCGCAACAGUCUCUCCCGUGAAAAAUCUGUCCUGAAUCUCUGGCUUGCCUUUCACACACCUACACAGUGUAACAAGUUACUUUGGACACAGCAAACAGAGAUCCCUACCGUGUUGCAUUACAGUGAAACUCAAUAAGUAAAUUGUUGUUCAAGAAGGGGGAGAGUGAAAUUAAAAGUGACAGAUCAUAAUGGGGGUGCUCAGGGCACUCUCCUAAGUGUCCUUCAGAGGGUCUGUCUACACACAUCUGAGGCGGGGAGUGUGCGUGCAGCUUAUCGCUCACAUGGUGGGCUUGCAUGCCCCUGCAUGAGUGUAGCUCACCUCACAAAUCCUACACUACCAGGCAGCAGCACCACACUGCUUCUAGGACUGUCUGAACUUGCUGAAGAUGUGUGCUGAUAAAUAGCUACACAUGACAUAUUUUUAAAAAGUUAAUGGACCAAAG
Molecule: messenger RNA, 1527 nt
Organism: Megalops cyprinoides (Indo-Pacific tarpon)
Lineage: Eukaryota; Metazoa; Chordata; Actinopteri; Elopiformes; Megalopidae
Gene: med6
Product: mediator complex subunit 6
Exons: 9
Coding region: 86-826 (246 amino acids)
Biological process (GO): regulation of transcription by RNA polymerase II
Cellular component (GO): core mediator complex; mediator complex
Molecular function (GO): transcription coactivator activity
Source: RefSeq, a predicted model, not a curated record